Molecule: messenger RNA, 894 nt
Organism: Ylistrum balloti
Lineage: Eukaryota; Metazoa; Mollusca; Bivalvia; Pectinida; Pectinidae
Product: elongation of very long chain fatty acids protein 4-like
Exons: 8
Coding region: 1-894 (297 amino acids)
Biological process (GO): fatty acid elongation, saturated fatty acid; fatty acid elongation, polyunsaturated fatty acid; sphingolipid biosynthetic process
Cellular component (GO): endoplasmic reticulum membrane
Molecular function (GO): fatty acid elongase activity
Source: RefSeq, a predicted model, not a curated record
AUGUGGUCAGUAACUAGAGUCUACCAUGAAUAUAACUGGAUCAUGAAAGAGGCAACAGAUCCACGUACGUCAGGAUGGCUGUUGAUGUCAUCACCGUUACCUACAGUAUCUCUGGUGAUUUUGUACCUAAUCUUAGUCAUACAGGGUCAGCGAUGGAUGAGGGACAGGAAGGCACUGGAAAUAAAGAAUGGUCUCAUGAUCUAUAACCUCUGUCUCGUUCUCCUUAAUGCAUACAUAUUCUAUGAGUUUUUGAUGACUUCAUGGUUGAACCCUGCCUUUAACAAGUGGUGCCAGUCCAUGGACUACUCCACUGAUGCACUGCCAGUGAGGCUGGCCAAUGUAUGCUGGUGGUUUUAUUUCUCCAAGAUCAUAGAAUUCAUGGAUACUUUUUUCUUUGUGUUGCGUAAAAAGAACCGACAGAUAUCUUUCCUACAUGUAUACCAUCACUCUACCAUGCCCCUGCUCUGGUGGAUUGGAGUGAAGUUUGUACCAGGAGGAGAAUCUUACCUGUCAGGGAGUAUCAACAGUUUUAUCCACAUCCUCAUGUAUUCCUACUACUUCCUGGCUGCCAUGGGACCUCAAAUGCAGAAGUUUCUUUGGUGGAAGCAGUACAUGACAGCUCUUCAACUGGUGCAGUUCUGGUGGAUCUUUGGUCACACAGCAUAUUCAAUCUAUUUGAGCUGUGGCUACCCUAAUGGCUAUAACUGGGCAUUGGUCUGUUAUGUCAUGUCACACAUCUUCCUCUUUACCAACUUCUACUAUCAGACCUACACUAAGAAAGCAAAGUCUAUGAAAACCAAGGCCCGCAAGGAUGGGGCAUCCAGGAAGGUCGUUACAGAUGCACACAAUGGCAUAUCCAAUGGACAUAUGAACAGUGAACAUGAAGAGAAAUGA